AAAGGUGCGCAUCAAAUGGAAAAUUUACUCAAUUCACUCGGCUGGUUACUUUCAAUCGUAACUGCAGUAGGAAACGGCUUCGUAAUCUUUCUUGUCGCCAAAAAUCGACGCCUUCAUUCCUCAGCCAAUUGGUUCGUCCUUUCCUUGGCAGUGGCCGACUUUGGUGUCGGAAUCGCCGUUUUUCCAUCAAGUUAUUUUUGUAUUUACUCGAUGGCUUGUAACUCCAGGGUGCAGAUGGCAUUCUUCUGGUUCUUCCUUCACUCUUCGGUCACAAAUCUUUGCUGCUUGACUUGGGAUCGUUACGUCGCCAUCGUUCACCCUUUCAAGUACAACACCUCCAUGACUGAGAGACGCCCUGGAAUGGUUAUCUUGGCAGCUUGGUUAGUUCCCUUCAUUAUCUCCCUGUCACUUUUUGUGGGAAUGUACCUCACUAACUCCAACACUGCUUGGAAAGUUCUCCGACUAACCGGUGUCACUGGCUUCGAAAUAAUAUCCUGUGCGCUGCUCUUCUAUGCUGUUGUUCGUAUCCUUGCUGUUGUACGUACACAAUCACACCAAGUGUCAGCCAUGGAACAACAGAUUCAGUCUACCUUCUCGUGCAACGAUGCUGCCGAACCCGCAACGUCACGCAGACGUCAAAAGCAAAACACAGCUCGUUUUAUAAUUGCCCUACUCGUGUUCUUCUUGGGAUGCUAUGUAGUGGUUAACUCUUUAGUUAUGUGCAUGGCUUUUUCUUGCAAAGUAUCCGAUAAAGCUAGUCAUAUCCUCUUUCUACUUCUAGUUCUGAAUUCUGCGGUGAAUCCCUUGGUUUAUGCUUUUUUCAAGAAGGACAUUAAGAUGGAGAUAAAGAAGCUUGUUUGCAGAGAAAACCCAAGCAGCCACAGCGACGCAGCAUCAUCAAUAACUGCAAAACGAGUAGUUCUUCCUUCCAAACGAACAGCUGAAAAAGUCCAUCAGUUACGAACCGCUGCAAACAUGGUACAGUACUGGCUUACAUUUUUCGGCUGGAUACUUUCAGUCGUAACAGCAACAGGAAACGGCUUUGUAAUCUUUCUUGUCGCCAAAAAUCGACGCCUUCAUUCCUCAGCCAAUUGGUUCGUCCUUUCCUUGGCAGUGGCCGACUUUGGCGUCGGAAUCGUCGUUUUUCCAUCGAGUUACUUUUGCAAUGACUCAAUGGCGUGUAACUUGAGGAUGUAUAUAGCAUUCUUCUGGUUCUUCCUUCACUCUUCAGUCACAAAUCUUUGCACCUUGACUUGGGAUCGCUACAUCGCCAUCGUUCAUCCUUUAAAAUACAAUAACUCAAUGACAAAGAGACGCCCUGGAAUGGUUAUCUUGAUGGCUUGGUUGAUCCCGUUUGCGAUCUCGCUGUUACUUUUGGUGGGAAUUUAUGCUACAGAAUCAAAAACUAUUCUGAAAAUUUUAAGAGUAACAGGCGUGUCUGCUUUUGACGUAAUAUGUUGCGCGCUGCUCUCGUAUGUUGUUGGUCGUAUCCUAGUUGCUGCUCGUGCGCAGUCACACCAACAAUCUGCCAUAGAACGGCAGAUUCAGUCUAAUCACUCAUCGAUGGAAGCCGUAACUCCACGAAGAAGACGUAAGAAGCGCAACACUGCUCGUUUCAUAGUUACCAUAGUCCUGUUUUUCCUGGGAUGUUACGUGGUUGUGAAUUACCUGGUUCUGUGUAUUACGAUUUCCUGCCAUAUGUCUGUUCACGCUAGCCAAAUCCUCAUUUUACUUCUGGUUCUGAACUCCUCAGUGAAUCCUUUGGUCUACGCGUGUUUGAAGAGGGACAUUAAGACAGAAAUAAAAAGACUUAUUUGCAGACGAAACUUAAAUGAACCAUCUACAUAUAUAUGAUAUACAGGAAAUUUAAAAAAUGAUAUUUCGGUAGCAACUAAAACGGACACAACCAGUAUGGCAACAAGAUGACCUUCCUUUUUCUUGUUGUCACGUAGUAUUUGGUACCAAAGUUAAAUUUUAUGGACAAAUUAGUGCAGGAAUUAUAUUAACAAUAUUCUUUGUCUGAACGACACAGGUAUUUCUGUUUUCCUGUGAAAUCAUCCGGUAAUAGCUUCAUUCAAUCUCAAUCUCAAUCAUGAUCACAAUCUCGAAAACUCAAAUUCAUUCACAACUACGUAUUUUCAUUUGAUGGAAACCAAAACGCAAUACUCCGUGUUUGUUAAAAAGUUCUUAUAAGAUAUAAGAGCAAUGAAACAAUAAAAGGAGUGUCAAAAUGAUGGAGGUAGGCAUGUCUAAGGCCGGUGAUUUCAAGUUGAAGUAAUAAAGGUCGUUCUUAGAAAAAAAAAAAAAAAGCUAAAACCUGGUACCGCCGCAUUUGCUCAGGCCCUACACCAAUUGACUCCCAAUUCACUCAAUAUAUUUUUUUUAUUUCAGUGUGCAUAAGUAAUUUGGGUACGAAGGAAUCGAGCGUGCCUAGUCAUAGUUUAGCAGGGUUUUGACCAAAAUGCAACGAAACCAUGAUAUAGUGUCUCUUAAAUUAAGGUGCACAGCCAUAGCAACGUCUGGGUAUACUGAUUUCAAAAGCUUUACAGCCACCCGUCGACUGUUGUAAAACUGGAAAAUGAGCUCUUUAGAUUAUAAUAAUUUACGUUUCGCUUGCUUAAGAUUCGAUUAACUGGUCUGUUUGAGGUGAUCACGCGACAAAGUAACUAAGUGAAACUCAAAUGGAUUGCUGCUGUGUAUUAAAUUUAGUUGAUGUUAACUGAGGAGGCCUAAUUGCAUAUGAACUGAAUAUUUUUUGCGGUCUCCUCGCCAUUUUUGUUUGUUUUGUUUUUUCUUAUAAGAUAUUCCUAUUUACAUUUCGUUCUUAGUUCUAUUGUUUGUCUG
Messenger RNA from Orbicella faveolata, 2844 nucleotides. RefSeq names its product adenosine receptor A2a-like. Gene Ontology annotation, molecular function: G protein-coupled receptor activity. Gene Ontology annotation, cellular component: membrane. NCBI's taxonomy places the organism in Eukaryota, Metazoa, Cnidaria, Anthozoa, Scleractinia, Merulinidae. Gene Ontology annotation, biological process: G protein-coupled receptor signaling pathway. The record is from RefSeq and is a predicted model, not a curated record.